GCCACCCACCACCUUUGUUUUGGGACUUGUACCCCAUCUCUCUCUAACCCCUCCCUCUCUCUCUAGAUUUCUUGAUGAAGGUGACAACAGGAAGUGAUCAACUUCCUUAUGGGAAGAACAACAACAAUCAAGGUACAACCCUUAAAAGCACAUCCAAAACCCUAAUAUUAAUAACCCUAACACUCAUUAUCCUCACAGUUGUACCUUUGUACUACCCACUCCAUAGAUACCCAUCAACCCAUGCUUCCACCGGUGACGCAACCGUCGUCUCACCGGUCUACCACCCGCAAGAUGAAGUCAUCACCAUCAAUGACAACCACCAUAAAUGCGAUGUGUUCUCCGGUGAAUGGGUACCCAACCCGGAUGCUCCAUAUUAUAAUAACAUGACAUGUUGGGCCAUACAUGAACACCAAAACUGCCAGAAAUAUGGCCGACCCGAUUCGGAUUUCAUGAAGUGGAAAUGGAAACCCGAUGGGUGUGAUCUACCCGUUUUUAACCCGUAUCAGUUUUUGGAGAUUGUAAGAGAUAAAUCUUUGGCUUUUGUUGGUGAUUCUGUGGGUAGAAACCAAAUGCAAUCCUUGAUUUGCAUGUUAUCCAGGGUGGAAUAUCCUAUCGAUAAAUCAACAACAAAAGACGAGAAUUUCAAACAUUGGUACUAUGUCUCGUACAACUUCACUCUAGCCACAUAUUGGUCACCAUUUUUAGUAAAGGCCCAAGAGGCCAGUUCCGAUGGGCCAACCCACACUGGCCUCUUCAACCUUUACCUAGACGAGUUCGAUGAAAAAUGGACAACCCAAAUCGAUGGAUUUAAUUAUUUGAUCAUCAAUGCGGGCCACUGGUUCUGGCGACCCGCACUGUACUAUGUCAACCGCCAAGUGGUUGGUUGCAGAUUCUGUCAGCUGGAGAACAUCACUGACUAUCCGAUGACAUUUGGAUAUAGAAAGGCGAUAAGGACAGCGUUUAACGCGAUCAACAGCCGACAAAACUUCAAGGGGAUAACGAUUUUAAGAACAUUUGCGCCGAUGCAUUUUGAGGGUGGUGAGUGGAACAGUGGUGGAGAUUGUGUUAGAAAGAUGCCAUUUAAGAGCAAUGAGAUAACAUUAGAGGGUGUUAAUUUGGAGUUGUAUAUGACACAAAUAGAAGAAUUUAAAAGGGGUGAAAAGAUGGGAAAGAAUAAAGGUUUAAAGUACAGGCUUUUGGACACAACACAGGCCAUGUUACUGAGGCCCGAUGGCCACCCAAGUAGAUAUGGACAUUGGCCCAAUGAGAAUGUGACUUUGUAUAAUGAUUGUGUGCAUUGGUGUUUACCGGGGCCCAUUGACACGUGGAGUGAUUUCCUGCUUCAUACUUUGAAGAUGGAGGGUCUAAGAUCAGCAGAAGAGAAGAAAUCACAUCCCAAAGGGUAGUCUCAAAUACAAGGGGAAACUGUUGUUGAAUGUAAGAGUUGCUUAUAUUUAAUUUUUCACUUGUUUUCCUCGUUGAAUUUGGUCAUAUUUUUUGUAUUAUUGUUAAAGAGGCUUUUGUAAUGCCUUUUAUUGAAUAUUGUGGAUCUGAAAUUUGUAUGUAAGUUGAUUAUUUAUCUCACAUGUAGUAUAAACAUGACUAUUGUUGCGAGUUA
This is a messenger RNA of Helianthus annuus (common sunflower), 1618 nucleotides long. Its product is annotated as protein trichome birefringence-like 19. NCBI's taxonomy places the organism in Eukaryota, Viridiplantae, Streptophyta, Magnoliopsida, Asterales, Asteraceae. Gene Ontology annotation, molecular function: O-acetyltransferase activity. The record is from RefSeq and is a predicted model, not a curated record. Bases 75 to 1406 code for a protein of 443 amino acids. Gene Ontology annotation, cellular component: Golgi apparatus. The transcript has 2 exons.